Micropterus salmoides (largemouth bass) is the source of this 1910-nucleotide messenger RNA. It is a transcript of the gene lratd2b, whose product is annotated as LRAT domain containing 2b. The record is from RefSeq and is a predicted model, not a curated record. Bases 362 to 1162 code for a protein of 266 amino acids. The transcript has 2 exons. Lineage: Eukaryota; Metazoa; Chordata; Actinopteri; Centrarchiformes; Centrarchidae.
CAAACGCUGAGGUUCAUACUACAGUCUGUACAGCCGAGCAAACCACGCACGCAGCCUACCAUACAGCUUCCUGUACAGCUGCCAGCGCAGUCUGAAAUCCUGUUUAUUUUACUGAUGUGACAACGGGAGCGUGUGAGAGAGCUGCCGUCACGAGCUGAACUGCAGGUCGGCGCAGUUGGCGUUCCUUUGGAGGUAUACAGCUCGACAUGGAUUAUUGGUGUCCGUCCUCACCACUUUGGAUUUAGCGGAGACAGCCCUGCCCUGCGCCUCUUUCCGUCUCUCCUCCAAGUGGGUGCGCAAAGAACAGGUGGAUCCUGAUUCUGUGCUCAGCUUUAUCCACCUCCAUCCACUUUUCACCUUUAUGGGGAACCAGGUGGAGAAACUAACGCAUUUAAAUUACGCAGAGGUGCCAACGUCGGAUCCGAAUGGGUUCGACCCGGACGACGACGGUCCGCGGAUCGGCGUGUCUUACAUUUUCUCCAACGACGAUGGCGACGACGAUCAGGACAACAAUUUGGACCACUUCCCACCAGGCAACCACGCGGUAAACCAUGAAGAGAAGCCCUUCGACCCCCAGGACGAGCUGGAGUGUGCGAUUUACUACCGAGAGGAGUAUGUCUACGAGAGAACCACCGGAACCGUGACUCACUCCGCGGAAAGUCUCCUGAACAAGUGCAGACCCGGAGACCUGCUGGAGUUUGUGGCCACUGGACAGUAUCCGCACUGGGCUGUUUACGUCGGUGACUUCCAGGUGGUCCAUUUGCACAGGGCUGAGAUAAAGAACAACUUUCUCACCGACGUGAGCCAGGGCAAAAAAGGCAGGAUAGUGAACGGCCUCUACAGGUACCGUGCGCUCCCACCGGAGGUGAUUGUGCGUAACGCCCUGGACCAUGUUGGGUCUAGAGACAGAGAGCUAUACUGGAGAAACUCUGAGUGUUUCGCUGCCUGGUGCCGCUUUGGCAAACGGGAGUUCAAAAUCGGAGGGGAGCUAAGGAUAGGAAAGCAGCCGUACAGGUUAAAAUUAAUUUUUUCAGAGAAGAAGAGCCACGUCCUGGAGUUUCAAAGCCUGGAGGACGUGAUCAUGGAAAAGAGGAGGAACGAUCAGAUCGGCAAAGACGCUGUGAUGCAAGAGCUGGCCAACCACCUGAACGCAGCACAAUAAAUCAAAGAGGAGCAUUUUGUCAACAGAUAGUGGAUGCACUGGUCAUCUGGUGCAGAUUUGAUCUUUAGGUUAUGCUCAAUGGAAAAAACCUGUCAUGCUUAAAAACAGCAUGCGUGUUGUUGAGGGAGGAUUUAUCCCGCCAGUCUAUCACACUGCAAACAGAAGUGCAUCUUCAGCAGAGUUAAUAUUCAUCUUUAAAAUCUUUCUUUGCUCCAAAAUGAGUUGCUGAUUUGUAUGGGAAGCAAGUGAAACAUGCACACUGGCAAAUAUCCUCCACCCUUUAAGAAAAAAAUGUACUCACCCAACCCAAGUUUAAGUGACUUGUUAUGAUGGAUACAUUUGCAUUGGAGCUGCACCUGCAGAGUAAUCAUUUGGGGAUGAAUUCAGAAUUUAAUUGCCCAUAAUUAUCUUUCUAAUCCAAUUCAUCUUUGCACAGAGGAGCAACACCCAUCCAAUGUAAACUGACUAAGAGUGCCGAAAGCACUUGCUCCUGUACAACUCAGGUGUUUGGAGAUCAAUACAGAGUGGAAGAGAGUGGACUACUUGCUUUUGUUAUUGUGUGUCAACCUGAGGAUUCCCUUCUGUGGCUUUACAGCCAAUCACCGCACAGCUUUACCCACUCUUUGACUACUUUGUGGAGUGUUUACAGCUAUGACUGUACACUUCUUGAUUCAUCACAGUUUAUUUUUUUGGAAACAAAGAUGUUUGUAUGAAGGAAUACGGAAAUAAAUAUAUAUUUGAACAUUAA